AUGCUGAGCCCUUGGCACGCGCUACGGCCUCUACCGGUGAGCCCGAGGAGCCGCGCCCCAGACCCUCCGCAGCCCGCCACGGCCCCGCGCUGGCACCGCAAGCCGGAGACCCCGAGGAGGCGCUCCCCGACCCGCAGGACGCCCCGGCCCAGCACCUCAGGUGCCACUGUCACUCGGCGUGUUGGGCACUUCACCUGGCUCCGAGAGAUCCGAAAGCUACAGAAGAGCACAGACCUCUUGCUGAGGAAGGCGCCCUUCAGCCGCGUGGCCGCGGAAGCAUUUUUAGUUCACCUCUUCGAAGAUGCCUACCUCCUCUCCUUACACGCUGGCCGAGUCACUUUGUUCCCCAAGGAUGUGCAGCUGGCCAGGAGGAUCCGCGGCAUUCAGGAAGGACUCGGCUGAGGGGUGGCUGCAUCUC
Octodon degus (degu) is the source of this 418-nucleotide messenger RNA. Its product is annotated as histone H3-like centromeric protein A. Gene Ontology annotation, cellular component: nucleosome. The transcript is spliced from 2 exons. The coding region runs from base 1 to 402 and encodes 133 amino acids. Lineage: Eukaryota; Metazoa; Chordata; Mammalia; Rodentia; Octodontidae. Gene Ontology annotation, molecular function: structural constituent of chromatin; DNA binding; protein heterodimerization activity. The record is from RefSeq and is a predicted model, not a curated record.